Vespula pensylvanica (western yellowjacket) is the source of this 6063-nucleotide messenger RNA. It is a transcript of the gene NLG-3, whose product is annotated as neuroligin-4, Y-linked. Bases 1369 to 3837 code for a protein of 822 amino acids. The transcript is spliced from 11 exons. Gene Ontology annotation, biological process: neuron cell-cell adhesion; chemical synaptic transmission; presynaptic membrane assembly. Gene Ontology annotation, cellular component: cell surface; postsynaptic membrane; synapse. NCBI's taxonomy places the organism in Eukaryota, Metazoa, Arthropoda, Insecta, Hymenoptera, Vespidae. The record is from RefSeq and is a predicted model, not a curated record. Gene Ontology annotation, molecular function: signaling receptor activity; neurexin family protein binding.
UUUUCUGACGCCAGUCCGUCGGGGGUCGAAGUCACGCCAACGUCUGGCACCGGCCCCUCCGUCGGCCCUUUACAAUCGGCCCUUGGCAUCCUUUGCGGAAGAAAUUUUGAAAGGAAAAGAAACAAACGGGUACUCUUUGGCUCGUCCUUUCGUCGCGUGCGCGUCGUGAUAACGUGGAAAGAGUGAAGGAACGAAGAAAACCGAGAAGGAAUAGUGAAGGUAGAAGUGAUGAUCGUCAGUGUUGUCCUUCGAGAAGUGAGAUGACGACUCUCUGUCUGUGAGUGAAUACAGUGUUCAUCCUUUGAUCUUUCCUUAAGAAUAAGUAUGAAAUCGUGAAAUCAAAAAUAGGUGAUAUAUUUGCGUAUAUUAAUUUUUCCGUUUGGAUUGCGUCUUUGAUAUACAUAUAUAUAAUUUUUUUUCUUAUUGUUUAAUCUUUGUAUUAACGACGUGACAUUCACGAUGAUUAUCGCACGUUGAUUACCCAGGCCAGAGUAAGAAAGUGAAAGAAAGAGAAAGAAGGAAGAUCGAUUGGAUGAAAGCAUAAGUCAAGUCUCGAGGAAAAAAGUGAACUAAUAUUUGCCGAAUCUUGCUCCGUCCAAAGAAGAGACUCGCCCCGAGACAAAAAUAGCGGCCAAGUGAGCUGUUCUUUAUCAACCGGUCUAAAGCUUCUUUGCGUUAUUUUUUAAAUAAAAAUGAAACGUAUACGCAAAUAUCCGCGAGUGAAGGUUAUUAAUACCUUGGUAAAUAAAUGCCUUUUGUCGUUUCACGCAUUCGAUUAGUUUUUAUUAGUGUAAUUACAUCAAUGUGAUCUCUACAAAGUGUUUGAUUAAAAGCUGUCGUUUUUUAUCGGGGAAGUGGGAAGACGUGCUACUGCGGAUAUCUACGAUUACGAACGAAGGUGUGAUAAACAAUUAAAUGACAAAGAAAAAGGGAUGUCGAACUUCGAAGUAAGAUCGGUUAGCCACUCUCGACUGCGUCUUCCGUCGGGAGGUGGCUUGGUCGGUUUGCAAAAUUGGCCAGUGUUUAGAUGGGUUCGGUAGGUCUCGAAGAACGCAGGUAUGUUCUCGAGCAUUUUUUAGCCGGCUCGUAAUUUUUCUAGGUAGGGAAGAUGAGCGGGGAAGAUUCGAUUCUCUUGGAAAAGACUAUUAAGUGAGAGUCGAAUGAAGAGAAUUAAUCGUAGAAUAACCAGGUGAUCAUCGUCAUCGUGGACGAUCGAUCGUGAAAGAUCAAAGAAACGGGAUCAGCAAUAGAAUGUUCAGGUGAUCAUCAUCGAACAUCAAAGAUUAAAUAUCAGGUAAAAGAUGUCCAGGUGGUCGUCAUCAUCGUCGAUGAUCGAUUGAGGAUCGAACAAAAAGGAUCGAGAAGAUUAUGUUCAGGUGGUCAUCAUCAUCGUCGAUGAUCCUGGCGUCGAUGAUCCUGGUGUUGGAGCUGGUGCUCGCCGCGCUGGCAGGCGCCGAGCUCAGCUCGAGAAUCGUCAGGACGAAAUACGGCGAGCUGUCCGGUGUGAUAGUCACUCUCGAUCGUUAUCUCGAGGGCGUCGAGGUAUUUCGUGGCGUACCGUACGCCUCGCCACCGAUUGGUUCCUUACGCUUUAUGCCGCCCGUUAGCGGCGCCUUGUGGCACGGCGUCAAGGUCGCCGACAAGUUCGGCCCUGUCUGCCCGCAAAAGCUUCCGGAAUUGACCGACAAGAUGCCGAAAGGCAGACUCGAGUAUCUCAGAAGACUGCUACCCUAUCUUCGCAAUCAAAGCGAGGAUUGUCUCUACCUCAACAUUUACGCGCCUGUUCAAGCCGGUGCGAGGGACGGUGGUGGAAGGAGAUAUCCUGUGAUUGUGUUCGUGCAUGGUGAAAGCUAUGAGUGGAGCAGCGGCAAUCCUUACGACGGCAGCGUCCUAGCAAGCUAUGGUGGCGUUGUUGUAGUUACCAUAAACUACAGACUAGGAAUCCUUGGCUUUCUAAAUGCCAACACAGAUUCGCACUUACGGUCGCCGGCAAAUUACGGGCUAAUGGAUCAAAUCGCAGCGUUACAUUGGGUACAAGAGAACAUAGCCUAUUUCGGAGGUGAUCCUGGAAAUGUGACGUUGGUCGGUCAUGGUACCGGUGCAGCCUGCGUCAAUUUCCUCAUGACUAGUCAGGCCGUACCUGAUGGACUCCUUUUUCAUCGCGGAGUUUUGAUGUCAGGUAGCGCGCUCUCGCCUUGGGCGCUGGUAAGAGGGGCUGCUAAUUACGCCAUGCAAGUUGCCAAACAUCUGAAUUGCUCGUCGGUUGCUGGUGAUCCACAAGCGCUGUUACGGUGUCUCAGGAACAUACCGUUGAACACUUUGAUAUCGGUACCAGUGAAGGGUCUAGAAUUUGCUCCAGCCUUCGGCCCAAGCAUAGACGGCGUUGUCAUCGAUCCAGGAGAUCCCGAGGAUCAAGACUUCACAUUGCAAGUGGAUACGAUCAACACGUUGAACAACAUUUUAUUGAGAAAGGACGUCGUAGCAAAGCUCUCAAGGUACGAUCUAAUGGUAGGUGUAGUACGAUCCGAAGCAUAUUUUUCAUUGACGGCGGACGACGCUCAAUACGGUAUUGAAGCCGACAGAAGAACGAAAAUACUUCGUGAAUUCGUACGGAAUACUUACACGUAUCAUCAACCAGAAAUUUUAGCUACGAUUAUUAACGAAUACACGGAUUGGGAGAGACCCGUCCAGCAUCCCGUUAAUAUUAGGGACGAGACACUAGAAGCUCUUGGCGACGCUAACACUGUCGCACCCGCUACGAGAACGGCGGAUCUUCACAGCCAAUCUCAUCGAAACUCCUAUCUCUAUGUUUUCGACUAUCAAACGAAAUUCGGAGACUAUCCUCAGAGACCGGGCUGUAUCCAUGGCGAAGAGCUGCCAUAUUUUUUUGGAGCACCGAUAGUCGGGGGCUUGGCACACUGGCCGAAAAAUUACACCAGAGCGGAAAUCGCUCUAUCCGAAAGUGUUAUAUUGUACCUGACGAAUUUCGCGCGUACCGGGUAUGUAUAUAUUAAUCCUAACGAGGGUACGCCCGAUCCUGGUCCAAUGGGUUCGAGACCCGAACGUACGAAGUUCAAGAACAUCGAUUGGACCGCCUACGAGGCGGUGCACAAGAAAUAUCUCAGUAUAGAACUCAAGUCGAAGUUGAAGAACCACUACAGGGCGCACAGACUUUCUUUUUGGUUGAAUCUCGUGCCUGAUCUCCAUAAGCCUGGUUCCGACGACGUUCCUAGGUCGCAUCAUCUUUUGGACGCGGAACAGGUACCACCGAGAUUCAUUCAAAGGGUACCAACGACGGCACGUACGAUGACAUCGGAAGUGACGAUCGUUGAUAGGUCACUAAACGGUUCGACCGCAAUACCGAGCGAAUUAGCGGUCGAGAAUUCGACCGAUCAACCGGAAGACGGUUUUGCUGCUUACUCGACAGCACUUAGCGUGACGGUAGCGAUCGGUUGUAGUCUUUUAAUUCUGAACGUUUUGAUAUUCGCUGGGGUCUACUAUCAACGUGACAAGAGCAAUCAACACAGUUGUUCGAAAAAACGACAGGAGAAUGGACAAAUGCCAAACAAUAUAUGCGGCGAGUUAGAAACGAAGACUGCCGAGAGACAUCACAUACAGCACAUACCACCCCCCGAAUUCGCAGAUCUACAAAACAAUAGUUGUCACGUACCGAUGCCUCCACCACCCCCGAAAAACACGAAACCAGGCAAACCAACUCAAAAUCUUAUCAUCAGUCCUAAUCAAUUGCAACAGGAAAGUUUAGCUAUGUCGGCUGCGGGCACAUUGAAGAAAGGACAUAAUCAUCAGCAACAAAUCAUGGAGGAAUUGAGGGUUUGACUCUAGGAGUUUCUACCUUACCGAUACGUACCGCGACGGAUCCAUCCAACCAAGAACUCUCGAUAAAACGGGCCUAUCGGUUAGGAGGCUCGUACGCAACUGUACGCAAACUGUCGAUCUCUUUCUCGGAUUUUCCGAUAAACAAAGAAAAAGAAAUAGAGAGAGAGAGAGAGAGAGAGAGAGAGAGAGAGAGAGAGAAGAAAAAAAAAGCGGACGAAACCAAACGCGAGAGAACGUAUCCGUCUUCGUCGUCCUCUCAAUACGUCGAGUCGACGCCGAUUAUGCCAAAAUAGCCAAAAAAAAAAAAAAGAACAAAAAGAAAAAGAAGAAAGAAAAAAAUUGAUAAACAAAAAACCGACUGUUUUUUACCUUUAACAAAAAUUACCGACCAACUGCCGAGAAUUCUUAGUAUUCGAUCGAAAAACUAAUCUGCCAUAAUCCGUAGAGAAAAAGCCUCAAUCGUUCGAGAUUUUGACCUUUGGACCGAACACGUACGAUACUUUACGUUUACGUAAACGUCCGAUAAAACGUUGCCAGUUCAAAGCUCGAACUUCUCCCCCGACGAUUGAUAUUUUUGUCAGUGCUGUUAUUACUCGAAUCACGGACUGGAUAAUGUUUUACGUAAAUAUAUCGUUCCAACAGUCGCGCCUAGAUUUUUAAAUGGAGUGCGUAUCCCGUCGCUUCGUUCUCUUAACGAGUCAUUAAGCUCUGUACAUAAUUAUCUCGCAUCAUGUAAAAUGCGUUAAAAUAUACGCGGGAUAAAUCGGAGGUACGCGUAUGCUGUGUAUGAAUCUGUAAUGAUGGAUCUCGAUAGAAUAAUGUUGGGCCUCGAUGAAAGAGAUCUACAAAAUGGAGUCAACUUUAGAUUAUAGAUAAUCAAUGAAAAUAAAACUUUUCGUGUAUAUUAAAAGCAGCAUAUCUUACUAUACGCGUUUCCGAUAUAAUCCCAUGUACAUUGUACAUAAAUAUUCAUCAUUUUGUUCACCGUUUCACAUAAAAUAGACUGACAAUGGAGUUGCUCUUAUUGAGUAACGUUGUACCAGAACGAAUGAAUUAAGCAAAUAUAUAUAAAAAAGAAGAAAGAUAUAACAAAUCAUCAUUCUUGAGGAGAAAGCAAAAUUGAACUGCCGUCAUUCAAGAUUAUAGUUCGCGUUCCGGUCGUCUGCAUUUAAAUAAAUAAAUAAAUAAAUAAAUAAAUAAAUAAAUAAAUAAAAACAAGAAAAAAAGAAAAGAAAUAAAAAGGAAAAAAAAAAGAAAAAAAAGUUAUCUCUUCGGUAGACAAUGAACGUCCGCCAUGUUGGAUCGAUCGGAAUUGCCGACAGUACUGAAAUCAAUUUUCUCUCUAUUGUACAUGUCUUCUUUUAUCCUUUUUUUCGUUCCUUCCUUUUUUUUCACACAAGAGACUAUGCACACGGCGUACGAUCGAUAUUCAAAAAACUAAACGACUAAUUUAUUAUACGAUUAUUAUUACCGGAACUAAAGAUCGAUCGUAUAAUAAUAAUAAUAAUAAUAAUAAUAAUAAUAAUAAUAAUAAUAAUAAUAAUAAUAAUAAUAAUAAUAAUAAUAAUAUAAUAAUAAUAAUAAUAAUAAUAAUAAUGAUACUGCCAAAGGGGAGGAAAAAAAAGAAAAAAUCACGGUAAAUACUUUUAGAGAAAAGGAAAACGAUAGGAAGCGUACUCUUAUUAGCGAAUAAUUAGGUAUUUAAUUACGAAGACCGAGGAAUGAAUCGGCGUUAACUGAUCACCGUGACUACGAAGAACGCGUAUCAUUGUUAAUGUAAGAAAAUAGAAAGAAUUUACCAAGGGCAAAGGAGACAAUAGGUCAUGUCCUGUCUUUUGCCGGUGCAACGAGUCGAUAAUAUCUUCUCUUUUUUUCUUUUUUAUUUUUCUUGCGCACUUCGAAACAAUAUUGUAAAUAAUUACGUAAGAAUACGUUCUUAGCGAUUCGUUAUAUAACGUUGACGAUGUAACAGUGACAAAAGAAAAAUAAAAUAAAAGAAAAAAAAGAAGAGAAAAUGACGACAAGAAAAAAAGAGAGAGAGAAAAAAAAAUGUUUAAAAUAAAAAGGGGACUAUCGAAAUGUCGAUUCGAAUUUGCCGCGUCAUGAUAUAAAAUGAGACUAGGUCGUAGCACGUGACCAGGAACAAAACGCUGGCGGUAAUUUUAAAUUUGUAUAUAAUUGAUAUUAUACAUACAAUAAAGUACGUAAACGAUUACCAUCAUCAAA